This is a messenger RNA of Salvelinus namaycush (lake trout), 1475 nucleotides long. It is a transcript of the gene rab33a, whose product is annotated as RAB33A, member RAS oncogene family. The coding region runs from base 696 to 1475 and encodes 259 amino acids. Lineage: Eukaryota; Metazoa; Chordata; Actinopteri; Salmoniformes; Salmonidae. Gene Ontology annotation, cellular component: endosome; Golgi apparatus. The record is from RefSeq and is a predicted model, not a curated record. The transcript has 2 exons. Gene Ontology annotation, biological process: Rab protein signal transduction. Gene Ontology annotation, molecular function: GTPase activity; GTP binding.
AAGGAAGCUUUGUGUGAUACAAAUGUUCUAAUUGUUCUACAGAGCUAAUCAAAAUGGAGACCCAGCAACUAAUUCUACCAGCUAUGAAUUUAUUUAAUACAUUGUUAAUACAUAUUUGGGAAAUUUUACUUAAUGACUAGACCUAAAUAUUUAAUUAUAACAGGCCUAGGAUAUCCAGUGCAAUGUGGAAAACAUGCAUCACUGGUGCACUCACUUACGUGAAACCUCUCAGUAUUGAUUUUCACCUUACAAGCUCCAUUAUACAGCAGACACUUGUCUUAUCUGGACAACAGGUUAGAGGCCAAUACAUUUGCGCCAUUUUGGAUGAUGGCAUCUGAUCAGGUGGAUGGAUCACAUGAUUUUUCAAGUGUGAAAUCAAACCUGAGUGAAAGACAUUUGUAGGUUACAUUUGAAUACAUGUAAAAAUGUCUAUGGCAGAGGAAUAAACAAUAUUGACAGAUUUGUGUUGACAAUCUAAAGAUUGUUAAAUAUUAGCCUACUGUAGGCUUAUUCAUUUCCUCUUUGAUAUAGGCUAUAAAUCACAUUAAACAUUACCAUUGUGUUUACUGACUAGAAACUAUUUUCUAUGCAUAUUUACACUAUUUGUAAAUAGGGGAACAUUGCAAUAAUUGCAUUUUGCCUUCUUCAAUGAAGCUGCUUGUGAGGGAGUGGGUCGCUGUUGUUGCCGUGCCUGAAUGCCUCACCUUCCCCCAUCCGCGAGACCAGUGCACAACUGUGUACAUCAUCUUAGCGUAAUGGCAAAUGAAUCUUUUGAAAAUGAGGGAGGUACCGGUUCGAGAAACUCAAGAAAUACAAAUUUCACAUCAUCUGUGGAUCUCAGCACGUCCUUAGAUUCAAGUGUUCAGACUCGAAUAUUUAAAAUAAUUGUAAUCGGGGAUUCAAAUGUAGGGAAGACCUGCUUAACCUUCCGCUUCACUGGGGGAAGCUUUCCCGAGAAGACUGAGGCGACAAUCGGUGUGGAUUUCAGGGAGAAAGCAGUGGAAAUAGAGGGCGAAAAAAUAAAGGUGCAGGUGUGGGACACUGCAGGACAGGAGCGCUUCAGGAAGAGCAUGGUAGAACACUACUACCGCAAUGUGCAUGCUGUCGUUUUCGUUUACGACGUCACCAAGAUGGCCUCAUUCCAGAACCUGAAGACGUGGAUCCAAGAGUGCAACGGGCACCGUGUCUCACCCACUGUGCCUCGGGUACUGGUGGGUAACAAGUGUGACCUGGUUAGUCAUAUCCAAGUACCCUCCAACACUGCCCUCAAGUUUGCAGACGCCCACAACAUGCUACUGUUUGAGACCUCGGCGAAGGACCCCAAGGAGAGCCAAAAUGUGGACUCCAUUUUCAUGUGCCUGGCAUGUCGGCUGAAAGCCCAGAAGUCCCUGCUGUACAGGGAUGUUGAGAGGGAGGAUGGAAGGGUUAGGCUCUCACAAGAGACAGAUGUUAAUAAGAGUAACUGCCCUUGUUGA